Messenger RNA from Rubroshorea leprosula, 576 nucleotides. Lineage: Eukaryota; Viridiplantae; Streptophyta; Magnoliopsida; Malvales; Dipterocarpaceae. The record is from the annotation of a GenBank genome assembly.
AACAAAAAUGAUGCUUCUGAGAGAAGAAAUAGAACAAUGAUGGAAAUGGCUAGAAGUAUGCUUUUUGAGAAGAAUUUGCCUAAGAAGUUUUGGGCAGAGGCAAGGCAUACUGCUAUUUGUUUGCUAAAUGGUUUUCCAAUUAGAGCUGCUAAAGAUAAAACUCCUACUGAGGCUUGGGUUGGACUUAAGCCUUUGGCUUAUCAUUUGAAGGUUUUUGGUUCUAUAUGUUAUAUGCAUGUUUCAGCAACUAGAGGAACCAAGUUGGAUGAGAAAGUUGAGAUGGGAAUUUUGGUUGGUUAUGUAGCACAAUAAAGGGCAGUUUAUGUUGGCAAUUUGUAUCUUCUUUGUUUUCAAUGACUAUAAUGUGUAAGUUUCUAAUUUUUUUUCCUAGAAACAAUAUGUAUGUUUGAUGCUAUGAUUUUCUAAUAUAUUAGAACACAGUUCAUGUAUGUCAUUUCUCAAGUUUAAUACUUGAGUGUAUGUUCAUUUCAUGUUCAUUUUCACUUGAGUUUUCAUCUUUACAUCUUCAGUUUCUCUGUAGUUGAAUGGUACAGUGUAUAAAUGGAAGAUAAGGAA